Exophiala oligosperma is the source of this 3213-nucleotide messenger RNA. RefSeq lists its product as uncharacterized. Gene Ontology annotation, biological process: anaphase-promoting complex-dependent catabolic process; positive regulation of ubiquitin protein ligase activity; positive regulation of anaphase-promoting complex-dependent catabolic process. Bases 800 to 2980 code for a protein of 726 amino acids. NCBI's taxonomy places the organism in Eukaryota, Fungi, Ascomycota, Eurotiomycetes, Chaetothyriales, Herpotrichiellaceae. The transcript has 2 exons. Gene Ontology annotation, cellular component: anaphase-promoting complex. The record is from RefSeq and is a predicted model, not a curated record. Gene Ontology annotation, molecular function: ubiquitin ligase activator activity; anaphase-promoting complex binding; protein binding.
CGAAAUCAAAACACCAACAUUCAUAAUUCACCACGUCCAUUAGGACAUAUUGCAAGUGAUGGCUUGCUUACUAACGGCAAUAUAGGUAUCAGACAAUGCUACGAGCACCCUUUUAGCAGCCACAUCAAGAACAACCCUCCGGCAUCUCUCACCUGCCUCGGACGCUCCACAGCUUCUAUGACCUAGAACUGGACGAGCAGCCACAUCGUGUGACUUACCUUUCUCAAUAAACUUCUCAAUGGACGUUCGCCCUUCGAGCAUAUUGUGAGAGUUUUCUUAGGUCUAUGCCCACUGGCCAUUGGCAAUGGGCGAUCAACAACAUGAUGGCGCAUCACAUUCACAGACCGGCAUAGUUGCUGCGGAGCUGGACGAGGCUCAAGACAGAGGCCGACCUUUACUCAGAGAUUUGCAACAGCACCAGUCCACCUCCAUCUUGCCAUCAGAAGAUCAUCCAUCUCGAACACGUGCUCGAGUAAGAAAUCGUCCUUAGCAUGGUCGGUCAUCAAGUGCUGGUACUCCCAUCAGAGCCCAGUCCCGCUUCACUUCACCGGACCGGUUCAUUCCUCAGAGACCUUUGCAUGUCGACAAACGUUCAUCCUACCAGACAGCCAAGUCUUAUACACUCGUUCAAGGUCAGGAAAGAGAUGAGAGGCGAAGGGAUGAGCUGAUCGACCCCUUCCGUUCUGCUAGUGAGACAAGGUCCGAGUCGUUGGCCAGGCAGAGACAGGGAUAUAACGCCUACAAUCUCCGACCUCCACGUUAUACCCCGUCAUUCGUCCGCAACGCGGAUGUCUCGUCGAUGCAUCCCGAUGGACAAGGAGGGUUUGCACCAUUGCGUCGUGUCAGCGGCGGCUUCUGGACUGUGGGAGGUCAAAUGACAAUACACCUUGGACAGCUACAAGGCGUCACUUCUGCUACUGGGGGACUGAUAGCCAGCGGAACGACUGCCCCACUACAUCCAGCUUCAUUUCUGAACCAGGACACAAGUGAUGAUCAGACUGCUGGGCAUGAACGCCGUCUUGCUCUCGCUCUUGACAUCGAUCAAAGAGGUCGCAUCUUGCCCCAGACUUCGCCAUCGCGGGAGAACACGCCGAACCUUGCACAAAAGCCUCACAGGUUCGAAUGGAGAGACAACAGUUGGACUCGACACGCAACCGGCCCCUUUCUAGCCUUAAACAGUGCAGAACGUCGACAAUCUCCGAGCGCAAAGUUUCUGCCAUCAGUUCCUUUCCGAGUGCUCGACGCUCCUCACAUGAAGGAUGACUACUACUGCAACGUUCUUGCGUACAGUCAUACUUGUCAUACGUUAGCUGUUGCUCUAGAACAAAAAGUGUUCCUGUGGAACGAGCAGUAUGGCGUCCGCCACCCUCCUUUGGCCCCUACUCGAAACACCAAUUUCGUGAUUUCUUUGGCCUUCUCAUCUGAGACUGGUGGCAAAGCCAUCCUAGCCGUUGCUCGGAAUGGUGGCACUGUCACUCUUUGGAGCUUGCUGGAGGCAAGACCUCGAUUUGAGGCACCCCACUCAUAUGCAGCCACAUGUUUGGCCUGGAGACCGACUGUAACACAUCGUGUCUCGGUAGAUUCAGAUGAAGUUGUACCUUGUGAGGAUCUUCUGGUCGGUGAUGAUUCUGGUAACAUAUACUAUUACUCGCUGGAGUGGCCUGAGCACGCCUCAGGGUCGAUGUCACUCCUCGCAAAAGUUGAUGCUCACACUCAGAACGUUUGCGGGUUGGCAUGGUCUCCAGACGGCGAGUUGUUUGUGUCUGGUGGAAACGAUAACCAGGCAUUCCUCUAUGACCCAAAGAUCAUAAUCGAGACUCAAAACGACAUGGAUUCCACCAGCAUAGCCGUUGAAACCCCUCCCCUUCCAGCGACUCCCAUCAGUCGGUCUGUUUCAAUAACAUCGGGCCUGCUGACUCCACCAGAAAGCGCGGGCAGGAGGUCCCCGAGAGAGAAUAUGAUAGCUGAUGUGAUCGCUGGGCCUUCUGGGCAUACAGGUAUCCGUGGACCCGAAACUCCACCUCCCAGCCCUACACGGCGUGGAAGGUCUCCGGGGCGUCUACGGGCUCCAAAUGGUCAAUGGUCGAUGAGCCAGGAUACUCCUCUGAGGAACGGACUGCCUCCUGUCCGAAAUGGUUUGGCAGAUCCUUGUGUUCCUGGAUUGGUGGAUGUGCAUGUGUACUCAUUCUAUCAUUCCGCCGCCGUCAAGGCUAUAGCUUUUGCACCAUGGCAGCCAAGUCUUCUCGCUACAGGGGGAGGUAGUAACGAUCGACAGAUCCAUUUUUUCCACACAGGUUCAGGAGUUACUCUGGCGUUGAUCAACGUCUUCUCUCAAGUCACGAGCCUGGUAUGGAGCACCACCCGACGGGAAGUCGCAGCGACCUUUGGAUAUUCCCAGCCCGAGCAUGAGAUUAGGAUUGCUGUCUUUAGCUGGCCUAGCUGUGAAUGUGUCGUGAGCAUCCCCUGGGAGCGGAAACAGGAUGGCGAGUUACCGCGCGCAUUGUGGGCCAUUCCGUACCCUGGGGGGCCAAAUGAUGCUACAUCCAGUCGGAGACGGGACAACUCUUCCGACGGCUCUUCGACAUGGGAGACUGUACAAGAAAGAGAACGGCAACGGAGAAUCGCAACCGCAAUGACCCCACGACGUCGUGGCAGUCCUGCUCCUGGCCUGGAUGCCGUCCCACGUACUAAUAGGUCAACAACAACAUCGACGUCGUGGAGCCGGCCUCGAGACACCGGCCGAAGAGACCUUCGUGGGGAGGGAGAGCCGUGGGCAAGUCGAACCGAGGAAGAGGGCAGCCUGAUCAUCGCCUGUUGUGACUCGACGGUCAAGUUUUUCGAGGUUUGGGCCGGGAAGAGCAAGGGCAAAGGUCGAGGUCUCGGGAACCGAGAUAGGGUCCUCGGUGGAAGUCGUGUGCUUGAAGGCUGGUGUGAGCGUGUCGGUGUCGAUGAGAUUGACUCUGGCGAGGUUAUUCGGUAGUCGUCGUAAUACUACUGCCAUUCAUCCUACGGAGGAGUAUCAGGAGGUUACAGCGCGGUGGAUCACUCACUCACUACCUGCUUGAGAGAACAGGAAGGAGAUGGGUUAUGGAGAAGAUUGGGCAAUUAGUUUAUCGGUAACAUGGACAGGGAGUAUUCAUAACAUAUUGCAUAUGGAAACGAUGGAUGCCAUCCAUACUGGCAUAGGGUCAUUUCUCAAAAAGAAAAAUCUGC